AGAUAAUCAAUCAUUUUUUUUUCUUCAUGUUCUUCAAAAUUUGUGCACGCAUGAUGCUUCAUGUUCUGAUACAAAAAUCAAACCACCUAAAUUCACAUAUACAUGGCUGCUCAAAUCUCUCCCAUUUUUUCAACAUGCACCACUAAAUCCGUGAAUGAUGAGUCUCUCGUCCCCGGUUUCGAUUCCCAGAGAAUCACCAAAUAUACAACAAUUUCCUUCUCUUCUCACCUCAACGCCAAUCUGUCAAUCAAAUCUUUGGAGACUAGAAGAAGACGACGAAAACAAAACUACUCCAAAUUAGUAACAGAAUGCUACUCUGACCAAAUGAAGCUUGAUACCAGUCUGGGCCCUAGGGUCAAUUCCGUAAAUCCUUCAAAAACAGUGUCCCUAAUUGACGAAACAGCUGCACUUCUAGAAGCCGGUAUUCCUGUCAUUCGCUUAGCUACCGGAGAAUCCGAUUUUGACACCCCCGCUGUUAUCGCUGAGGCUGGAAUAAAUGCAAUUCGUGAAGGUUACACAAGGUAUACAUCUAAUGCAGGUACCCUUGAACUACGAACAGCAAUUUGCAAGAAAUUGAAGGAGGAGAAUCAUAUUUCCUACACACCCGAUGAAAUUGUGGUUAGUAAUGGGGCAAAACAGAGUACACUACAAGCAGUUCUUGCUGUUUGUUCCCCAGGAGACGAGGUUAUAAUUCCAGCUCCAUUUUGGGUAAGGGCAGUUUAUCCUAGGAAGCUUCUAGAAGAAAUUGCUCUAGUUGUUGCAAAGCAUCCAAGACUUUUGGUGGUUUCUGAUGAAACUUAUGAGCACAUAAUAUUUUCGCCAGCAACCCACACGAGUUUUGCAUCUUUGCCUGGCAUGUGGGAACGGACACUAACAGUCAAUGGGUUCUCUAAGGCUUUUGCAAUGACUGGAUGGAGACUUGGAUAUAUUGCUGGUCCUAAACACUUUGUUGCUGCCACUGGAAAAAUUCAAAGUCAGUCAACUUCAGGUGCUAGUAGCAUAUCUCAAAAAGCGGCUGUAGCUGCUUUAGGAAUGGGAUACGCAGGUGGAGAAGCUGUUUCACAAAUGGUCAAAGCAUUUCGUGAACGAAGAGAUUUUUUGGUCAAAGCUUUCAGGGAAUUAAAUGGUGUCAAAAUAUCUGAACCUCAGGGUGCUUUCUACAUCUUUCUUGAUUUGAGCUAUUACUAUGGUAUGGAGGUUGAUGGUUUUGGUUUGAUUAAGGAUUCAGAGUCACUAUGUCGGUAUUUGCUGCAAAAAUGUCAGGUUGUCCUUGUCCCGGGAGUUGCAUUUGGGGAUGACAAUUGCAUCCGGAUCUCUUAUGCAACAUCUCUCUCCACCCUUCAAACCGCUGUUGACAGAAUUAAGAAAGCUAUCGUCACUCUUAAAGCCCCACCCGCGAUAUCUCUUUAAAUAUUCCAAACCAAGUCAGGGUAAAACUGUCAUUUCACAUAGUGUGAGUGAUAUUGGGAAAUGGGAAUGUUUCUUUUUUCUUGUGAUUAGGCAGAAACUUAUUUUUUAAGUUAUUUAUUAGGACGUUUUACUUUCUUCUUUAACAAUUAAAUAAUUAUUCUUAUCUAUUGGAAAUUUGUUAUGAAGCUUUCCUCAUCCAAUCUGUCGCUUUUAAGAAGGAUAUUACUUGUGUUGACUUUGAACUGUAUAAAAACAGUACAAUAUAGGUGGAAAAUAUUCAUUUUUAUUUUGUAUAUUUAUCCUUAAAUUCUUUUCAUU
Lactuca saligna is the source of this 1728-nucleotide messenger RNA. The record is from the annotation of a GenBank genome assembly. NCBI's taxonomy places the organism in Eukaryota, Viridiplantae, Streptophyta, Magnoliopsida, Asterales, Asteraceae.